Clupea harengus (Atlantic herring) is the source of this 6805-nucleotide messenger RNA. It is a transcript of the gene sema6d, whose product is annotated as semaphorin 6D. Gene Ontology annotation, cellular component: plasma membrane. Gene Ontology annotation, molecular function: semaphorin receptor binding; chemorepellent activity. The record is from RefSeq and is a predicted model, not a curated record. Lineage: Eukaryota; Metazoa; Chordata; Actinopteri; Clupeiformes; Clupeidae. Gene Ontology annotation, biological process: positive regulation of cell migration; semaphorin-plexin signaling pathway; axon guidance.
CUCGCUUGAUGGAUUGAAUCAGGGAAUGGAUCGAAUUACAGCGUUUGCCGUGCAUUAGUUUGUUUUUCUCCAAGCCUGCACUGCUCUGCUCUGCGAGAAGUUCUUAGACUUCAGGCUUCUUGUUUGGAUUUGUUAUAAUACACAAAGGAUACAAAAUACUUUCAGAUGAGGUGAGUUUUUACAUAGACGUGUUCAUGCUCGUGCUCAUUACAACAGUUAAUGUAUAGAAGUGAGGAGAUAAAGAUUUCCGAAUAUCGCAAGUGGUGGAAUCACAAGAUCAGAAGCGCUCUAUGCUAACUGCGCUUUCGAGUAGUGGUUAUGCACAAAAAUAGUAGCCUAUCCAGCUGGCCAAGCUAUUUUUGUGUAUAGUACAUUUAGAUAUUUUGCGCGUUCACUGUACAUUUUUAAUUUAAGACAAAUUACUGUACCCUUUAAUCAUUACGAUACAUUUGGAUUUGGAAACAAAUGAUACAGCAGUUUAUUGCAUAGGCACAAUGUUUUCCUCCGUGAUUUCAAGUUACGGGGGGAUGGUCGAGUCAGGGGAGGGUGCUGUCUUGGUGCCAUUUGAUCGGUGUUGAGCUUUGAAGAUCACAAAGCUUCGAGUCGGUCCCAAGGACGGAGUAGUCUUCGGGAGCGUCUUUUGCCUCGUAUCGGAAUUAUUGCUAAGGUUUUCAACUGGAUACAGACGAGAAUGGAGUCACUGUGGUGGUACAAUGGACGGGGAUCAUUUUAACUUACCGAAUGGAUGUUCAUAUGAUCUAGGGAAUGUAUUUUGUGGAUAUGAAGACCCGCUAGAAUCUUCCGUGAUUGUUUGGAAACCAGGUAACAUCACAGUUUUUGCCAAACAGGAAGUGUCCACUUUCUGUGUCAACCAUGGGCAGCAUACCUUUAUUUCCCCUCAUCUUUGUUCUGCUGAUGGCAUCACAUCUUGAGGCUGUCAGUUUUCCAGAGGACAAUAUUCCCAUCGAUGUGGUUGACUACCACUAUACACGGCAGUACCCAGUGUUCCGGGGCCGCCCUUCAGGCAAUGAAUCUCAGCACAGACUGGACUUUCAAUUGAUGACAAAAAUCCAAGACACCCUCUUCAUCGCUGGCAGAGACCAGGUCUACUUGGUCAGCCUUCGAGAAUCCUACAGGAAUGAAAUCAUUCCUUAUAGAAAAUUAACAUGGAGAUCGGGCCAAGCAGACAGGGAGACGUGUGCCUUGAAAGGAAAGCACAGAGAUGAAUGUCACAAUUUCAUCAAAGUGCUCGUCCCCAGAAACGAUGAUCUGGUUUUCAUAUGCGGUACAAAUGGCUUCAACCCCAUGUGCCGAUAUUACAGGCUGGAUAACCUGGAAUUUGAUGGGGAAGAAAUUAGCGGCCUGGCCCGGUGCCCGUUUGAUGCCAAGCAGACCAACGUUGCCCUCUUUGCUGAUGGGAAGUUGUACUCGGCUACAGUGGCAGACUUCCUGGCGAGUGACGCUGUUAUUUACCGAAGCAUGGGGGAUGGCUCCGCCCUAAGGACCAUCAAAUAUGACUCCAAGUGGUUGAAGGAGCCACAUUUCCUGCAUGCAGUGGAAUACGGCCAUUAUGUAUACUUCUUCUACAGAGAAAUAGCAGCCGAACACAACAACCUGGGAAAGGCUGUGUAUUCCCGUGUGGCGCGCAUAUGCAAGAACGACAUUGGUGGAUCCCAGAGAGUGCUUGAGAAGCACUGGACCUCGUUUGUGAAGGCACGCCUGAAUUGUUCCGUCCCCGGGGAGUCCUUUUUCUAUUUCGAUGUCCUUCAGUCCAUCACGGAUAUCAUUGACAUCAACGGGGUCCCCUCAGUCGUUGGCGUUUUCACUACUCAGCUAAACAGCAUACCGGGCUCUGCAGUCUGCGCUUUCUCAAUGGCAGACAUCGAGAAAGUGUUUAGAGGAAGAUUUAAGGAGCAAAAAACACCAGACUCAGUUUGGACACCUUUCCCUGAAGACAGACUGCCCAAGCCAAGGCCCGGCUGCUGUUCGGGGCAUGGUCAAGCAGAGUCCUUCAAAACCUCCAUGGAGUUUCCGGAUGAAACUUUGCAGUUCAUCAAGUCCCACCCCCUCAUGGAUUCAGCCGUGCCCUCAAUUGGAGAUGAGCCGUGGUUCACCAAGACACGAGUGAGGUACAGACUGACAGCAUUGGCCGUCGACAGUGAAGCAGGACCCAACAAGAACUACACAGUGGUUUUCAUUGGCUCAGAGGCUGGCAUUGUCCUCAAAGUCCUUGCCAAGUCGUCCCCUUUCUCUCUUAAUGACAGUGUGCUGCUGGAGGAGAUUGACGUCUUCAACUCGGCAAAGUGUUUAUUAAGCAAUGAGGACGACCGGCGCGUUCUGUCAUUCCACCUGGAGAAGGACACGCACACGCUGUACGUGGCUUUCUCUACCUGUGUGGUCCGCAUCCCCCUGAGCCGCUGCGAGCGCCACAGCUCCUGCCAGAAGUCGUGCAUCUCCUCACGGGAUCCAUACUGUGGAUGGACGCCUGAGGGUUCCUGUGAGAAGAUCCCUCCAGGAGUCCUCACGGGCUAUGAACAAGAUGUGGAAUAUGGCAACACAACGCGACUUGGUGACUGUCAUGAAUUUUUGGCUACUACAUCUGCGCCAGAUUACAAAUCAUAUGGCGACCCAACCUCUGACAUGGAGUUGUCAUCACCAUCAGUCACGCCAAAGGCUUCUGAGCCCAUAGACUCACCCAAAAUCAUUGCCACACAAAAACCUGAACUCUUUGGUUCAAGGAAAUUUGUGCUCCAGGACGACCCAGCCACUUCCCAUUCUUUUGACUCAUUCCCAGGUGUCCCGGAGGGUGUGUGGGAGGUUCAGUCAGGAGAGUCCAACCAGAUGGUACACAUGAACAUCCUGAUCACCUGUGUGUUCGGUGCUUUUCUGCUGGGUGCCUUCAUCGCCGGAAUGGUGGUCUACUGCUACCGCGAUGCUUUCCUACGCAAGCCAAGGAAGAUCCACAAGGAUGCAGAGUCUGCCCAGUCCUGCUCAGACUCAACCGGCAGCUUUGCCAAGCUCAAUGGUUUGUUCGACAGCCCAGUUAAGGAGUAUCAGCCCAGCAUCGACUCCCCAAAGCUUUACACCAAUCUCCUGAGCAACGGGAAGGACAUGCCUCCUAGUGAAGACACAAAGACAAUGAUACUAAGCAGCCAGCCACCAGAGCUGGCAGCCCUCCCAACACCGGAGUCUACCCCAGUCCUCCAGCAGAAGAGUAUGCAGCCCAUAAAGAACCAGUGGGAGAAGGCCCAUUGUAAGAUCAAUGGAUCCCGCAAGGAAUUUUCCUCGAGCCCUCCGCCACACAUCGUGGUUGGAAAUGUCCACAUUCCCAGUGCUGUUGUUCUCCCCAACGCCACCCAUGACCAACGGUCUGCCUUCAGCACCGCUGAAAUGCCGCGUUCUGAAAGGAAAGUUCAGAACACUGAACAGCCUGUUUCUAAAUCAAGUAGAAAGGAGCAACGCCGCACUGUGGAUGCCAGGAAUACCUUAAACGAUCUUCUAAAGCACCUAAAUGACAGCAACGGUGCACCAAAGGCUAUUCUUGCAGACAUGCCACAGAGGUCCAGGCAGCACUUGAUGCUUGACCCCAUGGUGAGCAUGACGGAAAUGCCGCCAAAAGUUCCUAGCCGGGAGGCUUCCUUGUACUCUCCUUCCUCGUCCCUUCCCAGGAACAGCCCAACUAAACGGGUGGAUGUGCCCACCACUCCCACCACGCCUACAGGGAUGAUGAACACUCUGGAGAGGCAACGGGUGUACCACCGGAGCUCCUCACAGAGGCAUUCCAUUUCAUCUCUGCCUAAAAACAUGAACUCUCCCAAUGGGGUGUCGGUGUCACGGCAGCCCAGUUUGAACAGGGGGGGGCAUAUGCCUCCCAGCCCUCCGUCGAGGAUGGACUCACACGGGGUUCCCAUGGGCAUGCACCCGCAGCCCUCCGUGUCCCGACAGAGCAGUUACAGUGGGCAUGGCUCACUACCCCGCAUGGGUGUAAAGAGGACACCUUCACUAAAGCCCGAUGUGCCCCCCAAACCCAACGGCUUUGUGCCACAGACUACACAAAUGAGGGUGGUAAACAAAUACAGUUACUAAUUUUGACACUGAUUUUGAUUUCACUCUACUGAUUGACGGUGGGGUGAGAGGGUAGGCCUGUGCAGGUGUGUCCUGGCAUUGGUGGAGUUCCCCAGCGAGUGCUUCAGCACACUCGGGAAAAAAGGGAACUCACAAGUGGCCAAAGAAGCUACUCUAGGUAUGUCCACCAGUUGUCAUUUCUGUUUUCACACCAUUCACAACUCAAGUGACAGGUGGCAGCCUGCUGGGAGAGCCUUCCAUUUCAAGACCUUGAGAAGAGGCACGGCCAAGUAUUCAGUGGCACUCCUGCGUUGGAUGCCAGGGCCGGGGUUGCGGCAUGGAGCAUCCCGGUGGCCCAUCUUGUACAGCCUGGCUGUCCUGGUCAUUUUGAAGUUAUGACACACGGGAAUACUUGAAGAAUGGCUUUCAUUUAUUCAUUGCCGCCAUGCUCUGUCUUCCCAUUCAAUGUGAACUUCACGAAAGUAAGAGACAAAAAUGUAUGUGGUUGAAGCAAGAUCAAGCUGAGCGAAGGAUACGUGUGGAAUAACAGGCACAAUGGAGGAGCAAAUAAAGUGCUAGUGUUCAGUAGUGCAGAGUAGGUAGCGCCCGUGGGCUAUCUAGUGUGCACCAACUUCACAGACAAAAGGAUGCACUUAAAUUCAUUUUGCAGUCAGUCAUCUGUAAACAGGACCAAGUCAUUCAUGUCAUACAAUUGAAUCCCAUUUCAAGGUACAUUAAUACGAGUUGUGUGGAUGUAGAAGUGCAGACAUUAAUCAAGAGUUUCUGUGUGUGUGUGUGUGAUGUCCAGGGUGCCUACUUGGACAGCUGAUGUUUUUAACUCACUGGGGAAAUUACUUAACACUUUGCUGCUAUCAGUUGAAAUGAAAAUGAUCAUUGUUGUGUAUUUUGGACUCCAAGCUUGUUGAAAUCCUCUGGCUCCGGUUGUCUUGUCUUGGUUGCAUUUUGGUUUCUUAACUGUGUGGAAGUACAGAGUGGUAGCAUCAGCACAAUACCAUGCUGGAUGCCUAGUGGUGCACUACCGCUGAGGGCCUAGCAAGGCAAAUCUUAACAACGUGAAGGCAGGUUUGGGAAAUGCUUAAUGUAUCUUCUCAUCCAAAACCAGAAUCAUGGCCUAACAGGUCAAACAAAUAACAUGUCUUGUCAUAGGCCAUGCUAUUGAUUUUGUUUGUUAAGAUUUUUUGCAUAAAAAGCUUUUGGUGAAUUUUGCCAUUGAGUCUUGACACUGGGCACUGAAUGAACAACAGGACGUUUUAUUGAAUCAGUUAUUACAUAUUAUUUUGCCUUAAACAACAGGUACUCUUUUAUUUACCUCCCAAGUAUUUAACAAUUUCUCAUUGGUAUUACUGGCAUUUAAUUAUACAUUAUUGGUAAUGCACAGUAAAGACAGUAAUAGUUAUGAUAAAAUUCCUUCAAAAUAUAUUAAUAGUGUUUCUGACGCAGCCCAUUCCGAGAAUGAAAUGGUAUUUGCCCGUGUGGUUUGCUUGAGCUUACGUACCGUGUCACCUCAAAAGCUCCACAGAGUUGUUCAGCACCAACAUGAACGCCAAAAUGCAUGUCUGUCACUAGUGUUUGUCUCUUCGUGGUCUUGGGAACCAACACAUAACUGCAUUGAUGUCGCUGCAAAGUCAAAGGGCCAACACUGCUCUCAGUCUAACAACUACUUUAGACACAGUAGUAAAUAUUCUGUAGUUCUCUCAUUUGAAUGAAUAUUGUACAAUCAUUGCAACAUAUACCAAGGUGUCCUGCGCUGUCAUGCCGGUAAUGACAAUGUUGUAAAUAUAAAUAUAUUAAUAUUUUUAGGCAAGUUUACCUAAAUCUGUGCAUUGUGUGCCUUAUUCAAAGAGUAAUUCUUAGACAUGCUCAAUUGGUUCUGAAGAUAUCAUAAUCUUUCCACAAUCUGACAAAUUUGAUUGGCAAAAGACAAAUGUGUGUCCUGUGAAACAACUUCAACUGCAGUUAUUGGGAUAUAAGAGUCCAUUUAGUGACAAACAUUCCAUUUCAGGAUGUAAAAUCUGAAUAAUCUGAUCAUUUCAUGACAGCCUUUCGAAGGGUGCUAAUUUGAAACACUGAGGUUCCACAUGGUGAAUGUAUUAUGACAGUGGGAUGUACACCAACAUACUCUCAUCUGAGGAUUUAAAAAUACAUUUUUUAAAUUAAGUAAAGACAGUAACACAAAAAAGGAAACAUUCUCAGUGUUUUUUUGUUUUACUCCAUAAAACCAAGUAAUUUCAAUAUCUUGCUUUUCAGUAUAUAUCGAGAAUGAGGUGUCAACAGCCUGUACGAGCCCAAAGUUUCAUUUUGUUUACAAGCGAUGAUUGUAUUUGAAUAAUUGCCUGUUUGUUCAGUUGGAUGUCAUCAUCUGCUAAUAUAACAUUUUUGUACUGACUGAGAGCUGCACAUGAUUUCCAUCCUCAACAGUGUCAUGAUAAGCUGCCUUGUAUAUUGCAAUAUGAAUCGGAGUUUUUCUGUUGCAAUCUGAAUCCAAGCCUUUAUUUCAGUGUAUGUGCAAAUAAACCAGAUUGGUUGAAUUUUCAUUUUUCAAUACUGUGCGAUUUGGCAGUUGGAAUACAGUUGUAUGUUUUACAGAGUAUUUUAACGUGUAGAUAUAUUGUAAAGUUGUACUGUGAAUGUGUAAAUAGUUAUGUUCUUUGUUUUAAGGAUAUUUUUGUUGAUUUUUUUUAACACGGCAUGUAUAGUUGAAAUAAAAUAUCACUGCACA